Leptopilina boulardi is the source of this 5704-nucleotide messenger RNA. Its product is annotated as titin homolog. The transcript has 8 exons. The record is from RefSeq and is a predicted model, not a curated record. NCBI's taxonomy places the organism in Eukaryota, Metazoa, Arthropoda, Insecta, Hymenoptera, Figitidae. Bases 187 to 2955 code for a protein of 922 amino acids.
ACUACACAACCUUGGCGAUAUCUAGGAAUUCGGAAGUACAGGUGACAUUCACAGUUGAAAGUAUUUUAAUAAUAAAAGGGAUUAGAAAAAAGAGAUAAAUUUCUUUCAGGAAAAGAAAUUUUAUUGAAAAAUAAUAAUUUAUUCAAAAUAUAAAAGUGAAAAACGUCCAUCGUCACCAAAAGCAAGAUGGCAGCUAAUGCUCUAGAGGAGAAAAUCAAUAAAAUAAGACUUCAAAAUGAAGAAAUUAAACGUCGAUACGAGGAAGUUGAAGCUGAUAAGAAAAAUGCUGCGAAAUUAAAUGCACUUGUUAAAAUGGUCCCAUCGAGCGAUUGGCCGGAACGUAAAGAGCCACCGGAAUUUACGAGAAAAGAAACAAAUAAAAGUAAUGUUAAAUCGAAAUCCAUUAAAGAACAUUCAGAUCGUCCUCAACAAUAUGUAAUUGGCGGAGUGGAAGGAAAAAAAAUACAUAAAUUUGCUCAAGGAGACGGUCCCCCUCCGGAUCCAAAAUACAAUUUUUUAGCCGAUUCUGAAAGGGAGGAAAAUAAUGUCGAUAUUAAAAAAGAUGAGGAUAAUCAUAAAGCGCCAAAUAAAUAUGUUCGAAAUGGUCCUAGAAAAAGAGGCGGUGGAAGAGAUGGAUAUCAAAAGGAUCAUAGAAAAGUACCGCCAACUUCAAGAGAUGGAUAUUUACCGGAAUACGAUGCAUGGAGAGCUGAACGAAAUCGAAUUGAUGAAGCACGAAUAAAUAGACAGCGCACAGCAGAGGGCAAUUGGCGUCGAGAAUGGGACAAUGAUAAAAUUAAUAUUGAGAAAGAAUCAUCGAAAAAAGAUCCGAGAUUUUCUUUAGGCGAUACAAGUAGACGAGAUUAUAAAGAAUUUGAAAAGCGACAUCAAUUCGAAGUUGAACACUCUAGUCGAGGUCGUGGAGGCAAUCAUCGUGGCUCUCAUGGUCCAAGAACUCACGGUCAUUACGAUAAUCAAAAUGAUUUCUCGGAAUCAUUGGUUAAAGGACCUUUAUCGCCAAACGAUGACAGAACUGUGAUUGCCACUGAUAAAAAUAUUAAAGUUACUGUGAAUCAUGGAAAUAUGCCGGUUAAAGGUCCAGUUAUGAGUGUUAAAGUGAACGCACCAAGUAUUGCGGGCACUGGCCGAGUUGGACCACGACAAAAAUCACGUGUCACUUAUUCGAGUCAUGCGGAGAGUGAAAUUUCAACUCAUCAAAUUGACAAUUUCUAUCGGCAAAAAUCGUUUGAUGAGAAAAUGCAUUUCAAUAAUACACAGCGAACAAAUACACCAAAAAGUCCAUUUGCAACAAGAAGAAAGGAUAAUAAUAAAUCACCGUAUUUACAGCGAAAGGAUGUGAAACGUGAUGAGGCAACGAUUUCUGCAAAAUCGCCGUCGGCACAAAAAAAGAAAUUCAAAGAACAACAAAAAUCGCCACAGGGUCAAAUGCAAUUUUUCACCUCUACAUCGCGUGGUCGCGGUCAAACACGUUUCAAUGGUGCAAAAAAUACUGUGAUUAAAAUUUUGGGUCGUACCGAUAAUUCAAAUUUAGAAUCUACGAAUGUUGAUGUUGUGAAAUCAAAUGAAUAUGAUAUUCAACAAUUUUCUCAAACUCACGUUAAUGAAAAUUUAAAAAAUAACGAACCUCAAAUAAUUAUCGAUAAUUUUACGAUAAUUGAAGCUGAAAAUUCAAUUGACGAUAUAAAGGAAGCGAUUGUUCAAGAUUUUAAUUGUGAUACGCAAAAUGAAUCUUUGGAAGAGAAAUUCGAAAAAAAUGAAGAAAUAGAGGUGAAAAAAAUUGACGAGAUGGAAAUAACGAAAAAUAAAGAAACGGAGGAAAAUGUAGUAUUAAAAGAAAUUCAAGUAUUGGAGAAAAAUGAAAAAUUGGAGAAUAGUAAAAAAGCAGAACUAUUAGAAAAAUGUGAAGUAUUGGAAAAAAGUGAAAUAUUGAAAACAGAUGAAGUAUUAGAAAAAAAUGAAACAGAGAAAAUUGAUAUAGAAAAUAUUGAAGGCAAGGAGGAAAUUGAAAUAAAAAUAGAGACAAUUAAAUCAGAAGAAAAAGAAAUUGAAAAAAGUGAAACAGUUAAAAUUGAAACAGAGGAACUAGAAAUAGAUAAAAUGGAAUCAGAGGAAAGAAAAGAAGAAAAAAUCGAUUCAAAAGAAAGCAAAAUAGAGAAAAUCGAAUCAGAAGAAAGAAAUGUAGAAAAAAUUGAACCAGAAGAAAGGAAAGAAGAAAAAGUCGAUAAAGAAAUUGAGAAAAUCGAAUCAGAAGAAAGAAAUGAAGAAAAAAUUGAACCAGAGGAAAGAAAAAAGGAAAUACUCGAACAUGGGGAAAAAGAAAUAGAGAAAAUCGAAUCAGAAGAAAGAAUUGUAGAAAAAAUUGAACCAGAAGAAAGGAAAGAAGAAAAAAUCGAACCUGAGGAUAAGGAAAGAGAGAAAAUCGAUUUAAAGGAAACCAAAAUAGAGAAAAUUGAAUCAGAAGAAAGGAAAAUUGAACGAGAUGAAAGAAAAGAAGAAAAAAUCGAUAAAGAAAUAGAGAAUAUUGAACCAAAGGAAAGAAAAACAGAAAAAUUCGAACCAGAGACGAAAAAAAAUGAACCAGAUGCAAAAGAAAUUGAAAAAAAUGAAGUAUCACAAAAGGAAGAAACACCAAAAAAUGAAAUUGUCGAUCAACAUCCUUUAGUUGACACUAAUAAAAAAUUAUCAGAAAAUGUUUUAAACAUUAAUGAAAGUAUUUCAGCAAAAAAUAUUUUUUCGAAAAUAGAAAAUUGCUCCAGUGAAAAUAAUGAAACCAAAAUUGAAGAUCAACAAAUUACAUUGAAAUCGGAAAUUAUCGAAAAUUUCAAAAGCGUUGAAGAAAAUACACGCGAAUUAGAAAUUAAAUCUGAUGACAACACUUUGAAAACUGUAAGUACUGAGAUUCCUAACGAGGCCUCUUACAUACCUAGUGAAUAGGUAAAAUUUAAUAAUUAAAAUUUUUUUUUUUUUUCUUCGACGAUUACUGAUAAAAAGAAAAAAAAAUUUCGGCAGUUUGCUUUAAUAAUUACGCAAUUUUCAUACAACUUGUCAAACUUGAAUUUUUCUUAUUCAUAUAUGCAUUUAGACAAAUUUAUUAUUUUCAAAUAAAAUUAUAUUCAAUCAAAGCAAACUAUUUUGCUUUGGUCCUGCUAAAAAAAAAUUGCAGAAUUGCCAUAAUGUCGUCCUGUAAAAAGAUAAAACCAAGUGAUAUUAAAAAUUCUUGGUUAAAUUGUUUGUUAAAAGUUUUAUGAAAAAUGCACCCGGUGUGUGAUGAUAAAUUUAAGUAAUAUAACUCGUAUAUUUAUAUAGGUUAUUUAUUCGACACAAAUGAGCCUUAGGAGAUUAAAUAUAUUCCUUUAAAAAUUUCUCUGUUAAGUAACAUUUUUUUUUUUUAAAUUGUUUCAAAAACAAUUUAAAAAUUAUAAAAUCACAAUAUAAAUUUACAAUUACCUAAAUAAAAUAUAAAAAAAAUUGAUUAAUUUUCAAAAUUAAUCCAUUUUUUAUAAUUUAUUUUAUUGAAUUACUCAGAAAAAUUUUAUCUUAAGACUGAAACAUAUUUAGAAUUUAAUGAAUUAUUGAAAAUUAUCAAAUUAUCAAUUAUCAAAUUAGAAAACAAAAAUAAAAUCAACAGUAUUUAAUCUAAUUAAUAAUUUAAAAUUAUUAAUUAGCUUAAUUAAUAUAAAUUAUUCUUUAUUCUAAAUUAUUACGUAGAUUUCAUAUUUUCAUUUGCAUUAUUUAAAAUUCAUUAUAAAAAAAAUAUCAGUCAUUGAAAAAAUAAUUUAGUAAAAAGUUCAUGAAAAUUUAAUAAACAAAAUAUUAAUAAAAAUUUUCAUUGUCUUUGCUCAUGUCGAUAGUUAAUAAAUUUUUUAAAAAAUUAUUAGAGAUUAAUGGAUUUUUAACUCAUUGACAAAAACCGAAAUUAACAAAAAAGAAAGUUUUAUUUUUAUAAAUGUAAGGAAAUUUAAAAAUUAUUUAUAUUUUUUAGAAAAUAGACUAUUUAUUUUAAUAAUGUUAUUUAAUUACGUUUUCCUAAUCUUUAUUUUAUUAGAUAUUUUUUUUUAGUCAUUUAUUUUCAUAAUUAUUUUCAUUAUUGUUAUUAUUAUUAUUAUUAUUAUUAUUAUUAUUAUAUUGAAAUAAAUAACAUUAUUAAAUAUUUCAGUUAUUAUAUACAUUUAAAUUAUUUAUUCUAAUUUGUUUUGUUUCUUUACAUUUAUUAUUUUAUAGGUAAUAUUAAGAAAAAAAAUUUGUUUAAUUGAAAAUUUUAUCUUAUAUACUCAGUUUUUGAAAAAAAAAAUAUUUUGUGACUAGUUUUAUUAUUGUUAUAUUUUUGUUUGUUAAUUUAUAUAAAACUUUGUCAAUGGGUUCAAUACCCUUAAACUGAAUAAUUAUUGCUAAUCUAGUUAUAAUUACAAAAUAAAAAGAGAACAAAUAUUAUCGAUAUAUCUCUUUCUCUCUUAAAAAUUAUACAUCGGAGAAUGAAAAUCUUAUAAUUAAGUACAUAAUAAAAUUAUAUCUUUCAUAUAUUAUAUAAUAUUCGAUAGAAUCAUCGAAGCCAUAUUAUUUAAAAGAGAUGCAAAUUAAUUUGUAAUUGCAAAAUAAAUGAAUAAACUUUCAGACGAUAAAAAAAAUUUUUUCUUUUUUAUUUAUAAAAUAUUUGAGAAUCUAAAUUAAACAUUAAAAAUUUUAGAUAAAAAUAUUUUUUUUAUCGUCUUGAAAGGACAAAAAUUUAAAAAAAAAAAUUAAAUGCAUUAGUAAAUUGCGUUUAAUGCAUUGUGAUAUAAGGAAAUGAGUAAUAUCCAUUUCAAUUCAAUUUAAUAAUAGGAUAAUAUUCUUAUAACUAAUAUUUGGCUCACCAAUGUAACGUGAAUGAGGACCCUCUAAUUAAAUAUAAGUAUUUCAAAGUUAGAAAAAAUCGCAAAUUAUUUUUUGACAAAUUUAGAAAAAAAAAAAAUUGUAUUUGUACAAUUUUUCAUUAUUGGCAGAUUUAUAAUUUUAUUUUUUAAUCGAACUCUUAACAAAUACAAAAUGUUUUUCAAUAUAUUUAUUUAUAUUUGUUAUAAUAUAUAAAAAGUAGGAAAUUAUUUGUAUUACCUACUUUUCAACAUAAAAUUUGAUUUAGCUAAUUGAAUAUUUAUAAUUUAACAAAAUCUAAAUCGAACUUUGUGUGAAAAAAAACAUAUUUUCCUAAUACCAAACCCAAUGCCAAAUAUAUAUAUUUAUGUUUUUUUUUUUUUUCUUUUUCGCUUGUAGAAAUUAUUUUUGAUAUAUUUACUUUUGAAUAUAGAAAUUUUUUGUAAACACUUUGAAACUUUUUACAAAGUCAAAAAGUUGAAUUAUUAAAAAUUUUGUUAAUUAAUUUUCAGAGUGGAAUGUUUAAGAGCAAAUGUAAUUUUUCUCGCUAUAUAAUAUAUAUAUAUUUAUAUAUGAAAAUAUAUUUAAAAUAUUUUAGUUUGUUUUUACUAAAAAAAAAAAAAAAGGAAAUUUCAUAUUAUGUGCUAUUUAUGUUUUCCGCAGUUGUAGAAAUUAUUGGCGAUGAAUAACCAAUUUUUUCCAUAGCGUCUAUUAUAGUCUGCCAUAAUUUACUAUUUUUAAGAUUAUUCUGUAGCAGAAGUAAGAAAAAAGAGAAACGUUGUUAAUAAAACUGUAGUGCUUUUUCAAUAAUAAAAAAAAAGGGUUCUUAUUUUUA